AUGAGCAACGUCGCCCUCGCUGGUUCACCGCCCAAGUCGACCCGCGGCGACAGAGACCUGUCUACCGUCGCCGAGCAGAGGACGGAGCCGAGCACCCCGGCGAGGUCUGCCUCACCCAAGAGCACCGCUGCUGCACCUGCAUCUGCACCUGCACAUGAAGAUAUGCCAGACCACAGCCACCAGUGCAGAGAGUGCCGGGCAUCCUUCUGCCAGCCUCUCAGCUGUGGUCACAUGUACUGCGAUGAGUGUCUUCCACCACCCCGCCUGUCCGGCUGUCCUGAGUGCAGACGCCAAUCGAUUGCAAAUCGGCCACCUGUCCAGCCAUCCCAGCCAUCCCAGCCUGUACCUCAACCCGAACCAAAGUCCAAUCACGAUAUCGAACGCGACACGACGUUCAAUCCUCCAGGCGACAAACGUCACCACAACACCCUCAAAUACAUUGCGGCGAUUUUGACGAUAUGGUUACUUCUUGAGGUGGUGGUGUUGACUCUUGCAAUCUUCGUGCUGCGUGGACGCAUCACGAACUCAGCGGCCCCCUGGAACAGGGACUAA
Messenger RNA from Colletotrichum karsti, 552 nucleotides. RefSeq lists its product as uncharacterized. The transcript is spliced from 3 exons. Bases 1 to 552 code for a protein of 183 amino acids. The record is from RefSeq and is a predicted model, not a curated record. NCBI's taxonomy places the organism in Eukaryota, Fungi, Ascomycota, Sordariomycetes, Glomerellales, Glomerellaceae.